Messenger RNA from Nymphaea colorata (pocket water lily), 905 nucleotides. RefSeq lists its product as uncharacterized. The coding region runs from base 36 to 479 and encodes 147 amino acids. NCBI's taxonomy places the organism in Eukaryota, Viridiplantae, Streptophyta, Magnoliopsida, Nymphaeales, Nymphaeaceae. The transcript is spliced from 2 exons. The record is from RefSeq and is a predicted model, not a curated record.
UGUAGAAGUCCUUUCGUCUCCAAGAAUAUUAGGCUAUGCGAUUGCAGAGGAGCCUAGAAUGCUGCGCUUGGAUUUCGGCUGGGUUCACCGGUCAAGGGUACCUCUGGCGUUACCUUCAGUUACCGUCACCACUGGGCCAAUUAGGAACGCUCCAGGCAUUCAAUUUUGGCGGUGGACCGGUGGAUCCAUUCCUUCCACAGCGCGACCCUAUUUCUGCUUCAACACCUGCGCAUGGCCAGACUUCAUCACCAUCACUUUUCCUAAUGCUGCCCAAUCCUUCACAGGCAUAUCAUGUCCCCAUCAGCUUAAGCUUUGCACCGUCCACGCAUCAUCACCAAAUGACGAAAACGCAGGCGGCCAGGGAGAAGGAAUCCAGCCAACACUGUGACACAUGCAAAUAUGGUCAAAUCUUUAGAGACCGCCAGAAUCCAGCAGCAGCUAAGGCGUCAGCUGGCGGCUGGUUAGUGAUCGAUGUAUAAAGAUUUUUAAUUUUUAACCAUCAGUCGAACAAAACACGGCAUUGCUGGAGUCAAGUAUACUUUCCACUGCUUAACAGUUUCCGAAGAUUGGCGUGUGACGCAAACAUAAGAUAAAAGGGUGUUCAGAUUUAGAUCAGAAAAGGGAAGGGCGACGCGGUGUUGAGAUCAAGAAUGGCCCCAUGCAUAACGAAAGGCAUGGAGACUGACAGGCGUUUGCCUGGCGGAGCGGCAUCUCAUCGGCUGACUUCGCCACCUAUCAACCGGCCACUUCCAGCAAGUCAUGUCAUCGCAUGAGGUUGAUGCAACUUUCGCUAAAAAGAAUCCAAAAUUACAUCAAGACAGACAUCAGACUUAAGGCUGGUGACUCCACUCAUCCUCACUCUCUGCUAAUGCUCUUCUGUCUUUUGUUUUGAAAUGGCGGGCGCA